AUGUCUUAUAUGUUAGCGCAUUUACACAACGGCUGGCAAGUCGACCAAGCUAUCCUAUCUGAAGAAGAUAGAGUUGUAGUAAUACGAUUUGGUCACGAUUGGGAUCCUUCUUGCAUGAAAAUGGACGAGGUUCUCUACAGCAUCGCAGAAAAAGUAAAAAAUUUUGCAGUGAUAUACUUAGUUGAUAUAACUGAAGUGCCAGACUUUAACAAAAUGUAUGAAUUGUAUGAUCCUUGCACAGUGAUGUUUUUCUUCAGAAACAAGCAUAUUAUGAUAGAUUUAGGUACUGGUAAUAAUAACAAAAUCAACUGGCCACUAGAAGAUAAGCAAGAAAUGAUCGACAUUGUUGAAACUGUUUAUAGAGGUGCUAGAAAAGGUAGAGGUUUAGUGGUAUCACCUAAAGACUAUUCCACAAAGUACAGAUACUAA
Messenger RNA from Psylliodes chrysocephalus, 429 nucleotides. NCBI's taxonomy places the organism in Eukaryota, Metazoa, Arthropoda, Insecta, Coleoptera, Chrysomelidae. The record is from the annotation of a GenBank genome assembly.